AACCUUCUUCAGUUACCACAGUCUCUUCUGCUGCAGACAUGACUGGUGUUCUUGUGAAGACCUGCCUGCUGGGGGCCAUUAGCCUCUCUCUCCUCUAUACAGGAGCGAAGGCCCAGUGUGAACAUGUCCAAGUCGUCCAACAGUUCCAGGGCAGGUUCCAGGCAGACUUCAUUGUCUCUGCUCCUACGGACAUCAAAGGACUGGACCUAGAUCUGACCUUCAACACACCUGUAGACAGAAUAGAGUACUAUUCUGGCGGGGCGACCAAGAAGGACGACUAUAACUACAACCUCUUCAGCCAGAACGUAAACGUAAAGGAGGGUGAGCAGGUGAAGGCUUCCUUCAUGGUGCACUACUCUCACCACAUGCCUUUCGUCAUCCACGAGGUGAUCAACGGUGUGGAGAUCUGUGACACCACCGCCACCACGCCUGCACCCAUGCCCAACCCUUGUGCUGAAACUGGCAUGAUGCCCUACGACUACAGUCAGCUACUGUGCAUGUCGUUUGUGUUCUACGAGGCCCAGCGGUCAGGUCCUCUGCCUGCAGAUCAGCGCGUCACCUGGCGAGGCGACUCGGCUCUGGACGACGGCUCUGAUGUGGGUCACGACCUUGCUGGCGGCUAUUAUGACGCUGGGGACCACGUCAAGUUUGGUUUCCCGAUGGCCUACACCGCCACCGUGCUGGCUUGGGGCCUCAUUGACUUCGCUGAUGGGUAUGAAGCAGCUGGUCAGACGGAGUACGGUAUGGCAGCGCUCAAGUGGGCCACCGACUACUUCCUCAAGGCUCACACUGCCAAAGACGAAUUCUACGGCCAGGUUGGUGCCGGCGGACCUGAUCACUCCUACUGGGGACGACCUGAAGACAUGACCAUGGACCGUCCUUCCUUUAAAAUCGAUGAACCUCAUGCAGGAACUGAGUUGGCUGCCGAGACAGCUGCCGCGCUCGCCGCAGCCUCCAUGGUCUUCCAGGAAAGUGAUCCAACCUACGCCGCCACGAUGCUGGACGUGGCCAAGGAACUCUACGAUUUCGCCGACAAUUUCCGCGAGACUUACGACAACUCCAUCCCUGACGCCAAAGAAUACUACCAUUCUUGGAGCGGGUACGGAGACGAGCUCGUCUGGGGAGCACUGUGGCUGGCGCGAGCAACAGGAGACGACGCUUACCUCGACCGAGCCCGCGACCGCUGGAAUGAAUUCGACCUCUUGGCAGAAGAUGUCAAACAGUUCUCUUGGGACGACAAGAGGGCUGGCGUUUUUGAACUGUUCAUACUGCUGGACGGCUCAGAGGAGUUCUCUACUCAGCUCCUCAAGUACCUAGACUUCCUGAAGAACAAAGCAGACUACACCCCUGAAGGUCUGGUCUUCCUGGACCAAUGGGGCUCCAAUCGUCACGCUGCAAACGUCGCCUUCAUCUCCCUCUGGGCGGCCAAGAACGGUAUUGACAAAGAGGCCAACGAAGAGUGGGCCAGGGGGCAGGUCGGUCAACUGCUGGGUGACAACUCCCGAUACGAAAUGUCCUUCGUAGUGGGUUACGGCGAGAAGUACCCUGAGAGGCCCCACCACCGCUCCAGCUCCUGCCCGACCCCUCCUGAGACCUGCGAGGGAGCACUCACCAACCCGGGGCCCAACCCUCACGUCCUCUACGGUGCCCUCGUCGGCGGGCCAGCUGCGAGCGGAGCCUACGAGGACAAUCGCCAGGACUACCAACACAACGAGGUGGCCUGCGACUACAACGCUGCCUACACGGGAGCUCUGGCCGCCCUCAUCGAGAUUAGCUAGGCACUAAAACCAGAUCCUCACAAAAGCUGCGUCUUAAAACUGGACCGGGGCGAUAUUAUCUUUUCUUACUCUUUUCGUCUUAUUUAAUCUUUACUUUCACUCUCUAGACUGUGACAUUAUUGUUGGACGAUUUAGUGUUAAUAAAUAAAGCACAAAAAUAUUGA
Homarus americanus (American lobster) is the source of this 1942-nucleotide messenger RNA. Its product is annotated as endoglucanase E-4-like. Gene Ontology annotation, biological process: carbohydrate metabolic process. The transcript has 15 exons. Gene Ontology annotation, molecular function: hydrolase activity, hydrolyzing O-glycosyl compounds. The coding region runs from base 39 to 1778 and encodes 579 amino acids. The record is from RefSeq and is a predicted model, not a curated record. Lineage: Eukaryota; Metazoa; Arthropoda; Malacostraca; Decapoda; Nephropidae.